This is a messenger RNA of Plectropomus leopardus (leopard coralgrouper), 4322 nucleotides long. Its product is annotated as protein O-GlcNAcase. The record is from RefSeq and is a predicted model, not a curated record. NCBI's taxonomy places the organism in Eukaryota, Metazoa, Chordata, Actinopteri, Perciformes, Serranidae. Gene Ontology annotation, biological process: glycoprotein metabolic process. Gene Ontology annotation, molecular function: beta-N-acetylglucosaminidase activity.
GAUCGAGGAGCAGCAUGAAGAAUAUCCCCGGUAUCUAAGCUAACAGACGGGGAGAGCAUCUCGUCCUCCCUCGCUCGUUCGGGGACGACUGGAAGCGGAGGACAGGAUGGAGGACAGGAUGGAGGAGAAGAAGCAGUUUCUUUGUGGGGUGGUGGAAGGUUUCUAUGGGAGGCCUUGGACUAUGGACCAGAGGAAGGUUCUUUUUCAGUGGAUGCAGAGUUGGGGGUUGAACACCUACCUGUACGGCCCAAAAGAUGACCUCAAACACAGACUGCUGUGGAGAGAAGUCUACUCCCAUGAGGAGGAGGGUCAGUUACGUACUCUCAUAAAGGAGGCUCAGUCAAGAGGCCUGAGGUUUGUUUACGCCCUCUCUCCUGGUCAGGACAUCGUCUUCUCUUCUUCCUGUGACCUGACACUCCUAAAGCGCAAGCUGAGACAGGUGUCAGACCUAGGUUGCCAGGCAUUUGCCAUUCUGUUUGAUGACAUCGACCACUCCAUGUGUCAGGCUGACAGCGAGGCCUUUUCUUCAUUCGCUCAUGCUCAGGUCACUGUAACCAAUGAGAUCUAUCGGUACUUGGGGGAACCACCUGUCUUCCUUUUCUGCCCCACAGAGUACUGUGGAUCUCUGUGUUCUCCCAGUGUAUCAAAGUCUCCCUACCUGCAGACUGUUGGAGAGGACCUGCUGCCAAACAUAACAGUGAUAUGGACAGGAAGUAAGGUCAUCUCCAGGAAACUGUCUGUAGACUGCCUGGCUGAGGUGGAGUCCGUCCUCCAGCGCCCGCCGCUCAUCUGGGACAACCUGCACGCUAAUGACUACGACUCCAGACGUCUCUUCCUGGGACCUUUUAAGGGCCGGGAGCCUCAGCUGAGGAGCCAUCUUCGAGGCCUGUUACUCAACCCCAACUGCGAGUUCGAAGCCAAUUACAUCCCUCUGCAUUCACUGGGGAGCUGGUACCGAGCUGGAAAAGAGGAGAGGAAAGAUGAGGAGUGUGAAUACUGUCCUGAUAGAGCUCUGUCUGCUGCACUUCAUGACUGGAUGGAAGAACUCAACCAACCACUACAAGCAGGUCGACAGAGCUCACGAGCAGACCAGCGUUCCUCUGCUACAACAACUCGCUGCAAAACUCCUGACAGAUCCGACUACCCUUCCACCUUUCGCGGAUCUUCCGCCGUGGCCAAGCUUCCUGUUUUCCCCCUGAACUCCAGCUCACCUCCAACGUCACCUACUAAGGUCAAGGGGGAGACCGACGGACGUGAUGGUGAAAGAAGGAGGUCAAACCAGCCUAGUCAACCCAAUCACCAACCUCCAGGAUCCAGGCCUGGUGCACCCUCUGUUGGAGGCAGGGGACAGAAGGCCCAGGGUCAGGGGCUCUGUGCUGGGAAGGGCCUGCUAAGUGAGUCCCAGGUGCGGCUGCUGGUUGGUCUUUAUUAUCUACCCCACGAGCAUGGCCCAUCUGCCCAGAAACUGCUGCAGGACCUGACCUGGCUGAAAGCAAACUGCCACCUGGUCAGCGCAAACAGCAAAAAGACAACGCCUCAGAAGAUUGACGAGUGGCGUGGCCGUUCCUCCAGGGUCCUGUCUUUGUGUGAAGACAUAGCACAGCUCCACUGCAGCGUGGUGGGUGGGGCCAACAGGGCAGUGCUCUACGACCUUUACCCUUAUGUGUGGGACCUGAGGAACACGGCUCUGCUGGCAAAAGCAUUCAUAUGCUGGCUGGAUGGACGAGUGUUGAGCGACAGCUCCACGCUGGGCACCUGGAGGAACUGCUUCCACUGGUGCGGUAAGACCACAGGGGCAGACCUACUGGGAGUGGAGUCAGAGCCAUGGGCGUUCAAAGGGGGUGUGUCUGGGGAAGUGCAGAUGCUUCUCCCAAUAGGCAGCAGCAGUGAACUCUUCACUCAUCCUCCUCCUCUCUUCCCUACCUCUCGUCUCUACAACAUCAGGCCCUACCACAGCAAGGACAAGUUGGAGUUAUAUCGGAUGGUGCGCCAACUCCACCUGAGGACUCAGGGCGGCCAAGAGUCCACCUCUGCUCAUCCAGAUGUUAUAGGAGACAGAUGUCUUGGGCCGUGCCUGGCACUGUGCCCGGAGUACAGUUUCAUCCUGGAGGACGAGCUGGGUGUGUGUGGCUGCGUGUUGGGCAUCUUGGAUGUGCGCUCCUUUGCCAAGAGGUGCCAGGCCAGCUGGAUGCCUGCCAUGAGAGACAAAUACCCGCCUAAAGGGGGCAACACACACCCCAACACGCAGGACCUGAUCCAGCUGAUGGAGGAGGACCAGGGAGAAUACCCAGACUCUCUCCUCUAUCACUUCCCCUCUCAGCUGCGACUGGACGCCCUGCCUGAGCUGGUUGACAUCAGCGUCAGCCGGACACUGCUCACCGCCCUGCUCACUGCACUUAAGGCCAACGGUUCUCAGGGUGUGUUCUGUGAGGUGCAGCCAACAGACCGUCAGAGGCUGGAGUUCUUGACCAAACUGGGCUUCCUGGAGAUCCUGAGAGGAGAAGCUAGGAGCAGAGAGGGAGUGGUGCUGGGGAGGCUGCUCUGAAAAUAAACACACAAACACUCACACACAUACACAUACACACCACCAUAAACACAUAAAGACGAUGUAUCUGCUAUAUGGGUGCAAGUACCCAUACAGCAGAUACAGAGAAGCGCUUAUACACACAGAAAGGUGUUAGAAACACAGUACGCACAGUACAGUGUAGAGACGGCUAAACUCUGCAAAGACACGGGAUGUGCAUUUUCUCCUGCAAGAGAGAAAAACUUCUUUAAGGGACAAUCCUGGAUUCGUUUGAGUCUGUGUGGCAGCAGUAAUGGGGAUGAACCCAGAGAUUUCUGAGGGAUUUAGAAAAUAUAAAAUAAGCUUUGAGUUGAAACCUUCAGCAGAGCCGUGCUAAUCUUUCCUCGGAUUCCACCCCUUCGCUACGGAUUACAAGAGUUAGUCAAGUUACAAGAAAGUCAACAGCAGAAUAGUUUGAGACGGGAGCAGAGCAGGAGAUCACAGCUGUGUGUGGCACAUGUCAAGCUAAUCAAUAGUUUAUCAUCCAACUCUGGGAGUUCUCUCUGCAUUUUAGCAUCUUUCAGCUCUUGUUUUAGUUUUCUGACCCACUCUUUGCAGCUUAAUUUAACAAGUCUAUGAAAGCAAAUAAUAUUUUCCAAAAUUUCUAGCGAUUCCUUUAAUCUGACUAAGAAUAAUCCCCUCAAUUAAGCUGUUUCAAUCGAUCUUGUGCUCUGCUCCCUCUGUUUUGCUCAUAAACAAUAAUUUUAUUCCUAAUAGUUAGGUUUGUUGUUUUCUAGCUUCUGUCCUGUUGGUUAAAAAAAGUCAGCUGACAGCAGGCUAGACCCAGGCACAGCGUCACUGUUUACACUUGAUUAGAUUAGGUGAAUGUUUACAUGCAUGAAGAACAAAACAUUGUGGGAAAAACAACAUUCACAAAGUAGGAUUACAUCAACGCAAAAACACAUUUAUAAUUUCAAUAGGAUGCUCUAACAUGGCAACAUUAUUGAAGAUUUUUUCCCAUUGGACUUUUCUCAACCAUUACAGCUAUAAAGACUUAGGAGAAACCAGAACAAAAUGCAAGUGCAUGCAUGCUAAAAUACAUCAGAAAUAGAAAAAACAAGUAAAAUCAUCAAGUUUUUUAUAGAUUGUGCAUGAAAACCAUCAUGCAGACAUACAAGGUACAAACACACACACACACACACACACAUACACACACAUACACACACACUUAUCUGAAGUUUACACUGGGUUCAAUUGGAUAUAAGAGAUACCUCUUCCUCAUGUCAUCGUCAGAUACUGUAAACAUCACAUGUGAGCAUGUAUGGUGUCUGUGUGUGUGAUACCGAUUAAGACAGCCAUGUCAUUCUGCCUUUAUUCUGAACCAUAACGAACACAACCAUACAUGCAGACACACACACUCAAAACACAAACACACACGGUCAUGCUAAAAGAAGCACAACAGCACUCACAAUCAAAUCUUCAAUUGAAAGUACGUAGAACUACGAAUGUUCAUUCUUUUGUAACGCAGCUUAAAAAGACACAAGUACCGUUUGUGCAAGUAUUUAUAUUUCUACUUUUUUUCUUAUGCUUGAUCAAUCACAGACUGAGAGGCACUUUUGUAUGUUUCAUCCUGUUACUAACCUCAUCACCACUGUCUGUGAGGUAAUUAACGAUAAAGAAGAAUUUAGUCCCAGAACUAAAACUGACGUAGACAAAAAAAUAAAAAAAAUAAUCCUGACAGCACUGAAAGAGAAAUGCAUGAUGAUAGAAAACAAAUGUUAUUGUUUGUGACAGUGUUUUCAUUUCACCUGUAUGAAAA